Messenger RNA from Trichoderma gamsii, 186 nucleotides. RefSeq lists its product as hypothetical. The transcript has 2 exons. NCBI's taxonomy places the organism in Eukaryota, Fungi, Ascomycota, Sordariomycetes, Hypocreales, Hypocreaceae. The record is from RefSeq and is a predicted model, not a curated record. Bases 1 to 186 code for a protein of 61 amino acids.
AUGACCCCGAACCGAUUCAUCGACGGCCGCUCACCGAAGAGAAACACUGUCACUAUUCCUGCCCAUACAUCCACUGCUUUUAUCAUUAGAGCUCCUCAACGCCAUAGUCUUGACAAUAAGGUUUCUUUCUUUGUUGUUCUCGCUUUUCAGAGAGUCAGCUGGUGCCUCGAAACCAUGAGACAUUGA